Molecule: messenger RNA, 5637 nt
Organism: Pocillopora meandrina
Lineage: Eukaryota; Metazoa; Cnidaria; Anthozoa; Scleractinia; Pocilloporidae
Source: the annotation of a GenBank genome assembly
AAACCGUUGGCGGUUGAUUGGCUAGUUUCACGAGCAGGGGUUCAUCUGCUGGAAUAUUCUAAUUUUUGCACGAGUUUGAGUGGUUUUUUCAAAAAAACCUAACGAUAUGUCACAACUCUUACAUAGACUUCACUUGGUGAUAUAUUCAUUCCAGUCCAUACCUUUUGUUCUGUAAUUCACACAACGCGUAUGGGAAGUAAAUUCGAUCGAGUUGCAAUAGUUUGUUGUUGUAUGUUUACAAAGCGAAUUCGUGUUUGGAGGAUCUUUACCUAUGGAAACUAUGGAUGCUGAUUCUCUGAAAGGAAGCCGUAUGAGGAGGUAUUCUUUAAAGUUAUCAUUACAUAGUUCAAGUCUACACUGAGCUCACGUUACAAUGGGAAAAUGAAAUUUAGUAAACUGUGAAAUUUAUUCAAUUCACGAGCACUAGCACAAGAUGGUACACGUACUAACCUUGAAUAUAAAAUUACCAAUAUAUUUAUUUUUUGUGGUCAUUGCACCUAUUUGUUUGAGAUAUAAUACACUCUUUUUCUUACUUGUUUCAUAUUUUACGGGAAAGUGGAUAUACUUUCUGUACAAGAAAGACUACAUAAAAUUAAGUACAUUAGGUAUGCAUGCUUCGAGUAUAUUUCUAAAUCAUUUCUAUUUAAAUGGAAAUGAUUGUUAGAAAGAUUAUAUGAAAGUCUCAGAAAUUUUUAAGUCACAGAAAUGUACACAGAGGAUUUUUUUUUCUGGAAUUGAUCUGUUUAAGAUCACAUGAAUGUCAUAUUAAUGUCAACCAUUUUGGAGGAGAAUUACAAAGGUGGACCAUAUGUCAUCUACAAUCUGUAGUUUAUUGGGCGUCUAUCAUCCAUAGUCCUUAAAUUCAGACCAGAACUCUGACUUAACAACUGAUCUACGAAUCUGCAGUAUUUUGAUUGACUGUGAAUAUAUGAAAACCAUGUAUGUGAACUGCAGAUAUAGAUCACUUUCAUAUAUCAUCUGCAGGUCACAUAUAUGAUUUUCAUAUAUUCACAGUCAUUUAUUCAUUACUUCAUGGGUUUAUUUUUAACUGACAUAUUGACAAGCUCCCAGUUGGCUUUUUAUCUCGAUUGGUAAAGCACUGUACAGAUAUCGUAGAGGUCACAGGUUCAAAUCACAAACUUUUGAAUUAACACUUUAACUUCUAGAUCAAAUUUGUAAUUCUCCUCACUGUCAACAAUACAAUCAUCAUAAUGUUAGUUUAGAGAAUUUAGUAAUGGAUCAACUAAUUAUUCCCAAAUUUAUAUUUUUCUUUAUCCUCAUCACUCUUUUCUGGUUGAUAUUGUAUUGAUAUUGUAAAGAGAAAUUCUGUCUUGGUCACUCAUGGGAGUUAAAGGGUUAAAUGAGUGGUACAGUGAAAUGCAACCCUGUAACUUGACCAGUCAUAGCUAACUAGGAGAUAGAAUAAUGUAGGUUAAUGUGAUGGUAGUAACACCAAGGAUUUGGUAUCUUUUUUUUUUUUAAACCUCAGGAUUCUUCAGCUGGGAACUUUUGUUGUAUUUGUGUGGUGGGCAGCAGUAAUCAAGUCUGUUAGUGCAGUAUUCACCUUUAUAUUUGGGAAAGAUUAUAGGCUUGCCAUGUUUGGUAAAAACAUAAAAAAGAACUUGUUCCUCCUUGAUGAAAGCAUUGUAGUGACUAACAAUGGAUCAUAUGGUACUAUUCCUAAGAAGGUCAAAGAAACACAAUGGAAGUAUCAGGUAAUUUUAACAUUAAUUAACGGUUUUUUGGUGUUUGAAUUUCUCUGAGUGUUUUACUACAGAUAACCCUCCACAAAAACUUACUUCAGGGUUAACUUCAGAUCUUAUCAGUAAUUCUCCUUACUGUCUGCCAAUUUUACAAUUUUGAUGAUGUUAGCUUGGCCAAUUUGGUGGUGGAUCAACUGGAUCAAUAUCAGUAUCUGGGCAACUGCCCACCUACCCCUCCCCUAAUCCAACAUUAACCUUAAAUUGUUGUCAAUUGACUGUUGUUGAGCUAGGGGAGGGGUAGGUGGGCAGUUGCCCAGAUACUGAUAUUGAUCCGAUCAACUUAUAAUCCCAUAAUGGAUAUUUUUUUUAUUCUCAUUUCCUGUUUGCUUGAUAUUAUAUUGAUAUCAUAAGGAGAAAUUCUGUCCAACUCUUGGCCACCCAUGGAGGUUAAAGUGUUAAGUGACUUCUUUCAGAAGUAAAACUUAAUCUGUAUCACACCUGCUAACUGAUUUUUUUUCAGCUUUUAAAAGUAAUUUUCCAACCACUCAGUGUCUGCUGUCACUGUAAUGAAGAAGAAAAAGAAAUAAUGAAGUUAGCAAUGCAGAUUAUGUUGAAUUUGUAAGCUGUUUUUAUUGUUUUGUUUCUUUUUUUUUGUUCAGGAAGAGAUGGAAAGAUGUCCUGAUAUCUGGUUCAGAUAUAAGGUGAAAAAUCUUUGGAAUUCAUCUCUGGAAACUGUGGCCAAGUUUGUUGGAGCAAAUGUGAAAGAUCUUGUAUUCAUAGCCAAUGCCACAUCAGGAAUUAAUGCAGUUUUGCACAGUGUUAAUUUUCAAGAGGGGGAUGGAAUCCUGAUAACAAAUCAGACCUAUGGUGCUGUCCAAAUGACAGCUCAGGAAAUCUGCCAAGAAAAGAAGGCAAAGUUGCUAGUGCUCAAUGUCACAUUUCCAACUUCAGACAUGACUGGUUCUAUUAAGUACCAAGUUACUGAAAUUGUGGAACACUAUGAGAAAGUUUUGCAAGAGAACACAAAUGUAAAGUUAGUGAUCAUUGAUGCAAUCACCAGUAUAAGUGCAUUGAAGCUUCCAAUUAAAAAGCUAUCAGAGGUUUGUCACAAGCACAAUGCUUUGGUGUUGAUCGAUGGUGCUCAUGCUCCUGGACAAAUCCCAUUGGAUCUUGAGAGGAUUGGUGCAGACUUUUUUGUGGGUAAGUUAACCCUUUACACCCAAAUAUCAGUAUCCACAUUCUCUGUACUCUUCUCUGUACAUUUCCUUUAGUACUGACUAGGAGAAUUGGUUUAACAAUCAAAGCUUCUUAGGUUGGUGAUCAUUCCCUUUAUUCUCUUGAUCUUAAUGAUUAAUUCAGCCAUUAUGUUAAAUCGUUUAUUAAAAAAGAAACACCUCGCAGUCCGAAGACUGAAUUACAUAUAUAAUAUACAAGUUAUAAUUAAAAUGGAUUUAAAAAACCAUAAUAAUAGAAAUGUACAAUUUAAUAAAAACAUUUCACAUAGGAUAACCUUGUGUUAGGAAAAUAUACAUACUUAAACAAAUUCAUUUACAUACUUAGGCUAUGACUAACAAUAAAAGAUUUUUUAAGAUGAUCAGUCUUGCACACUGGCACGUAAAACUUUAUUGCUCUAUUGCUUUCUAUUGCUCAUUAGGUCUGUAACUGUUUUCAUUUUUGUCACCAGUUUAUAGUCUCCAUGUGUGGGCUGGGGCAAGGGAAAGAAAAAUAUGCAGGGUGAUUACUGGAAUGAAAUAGAAACAAUCUUUUCACUUCCUUUCAAACUUGUUGAACAUUUUUGGAAAAUCUCUCCUGGUUCUAUAACUGAUUUCGACUCAGGAUGGUUUUGACUGUUGACCCCACCCUAGCAGAAUACAGGACUAUAAAGGUGCAAUAGUAGGGGGGUAGGGUAGGGUAGGGGUAAAAUCCUCACAUGGGAGAUGUUUCCUUGUUCUAUACCUGCUAUGAUUCCUUGUUACCUUUCCUAAAUGUUUAUUGUAAGUUUUAAAUACACUUGCAGAUCUUUUUCACUGACAGUAAAACUUGGUAAAUGAAGUUUUCUUAUUUUCCUUUCUAGGGAAUCUUCAUAAAUGGCUCUUCUCCCCUCGUGGCUGUGCUAUUCUAUGGGUGAGUCCCAAAUUCCAUGAUGUCAUCAUCCCUCAAGUUGUUUCAUGGUACCAUGACAAAAAUCUUCAGGACAGGUUCUUUCAACAGGGUACUAUAGAUCACACUUCUUAUACUUCAGCUGCAGCUGCUGUGCAGUUCUAUAGAGAAAUUGGUGGCAUGGUGAGUACAUAGUUCUCUUGAUUUUCUCCUGUGCAAUCUUUGUGCAACUGGAAAUCAGUGGCCAACAAUUUAAGGAGACUGAAUGAGGAAAAGGGGUCUUGUUUGAAAGUAAUGUGAUUGGUCAGAAGUAGGCACAGAUGACAGGCACAGAUGACAGUCAAAUGUCCAGGGGGAGGCGGGAGAUAGGGGAGAUAAUGUAUUGAUGCUUGGAAUUGAUCAGCACAUUAAAAUGAAAUGUGUGGCAGUUAGAAAGUAGGAUAAUCAAUCAAUGGUGAUCUUGACAGCCAAUAGCUAAGAAGAGGUGUAAUAUCUAUUGUAACUAGGGUGCAAUAACAAAGUACAACAGCCAGCUUGCAACUUGGGCAUCAACAACAUUAGCUGAAACUUGGGACACAGAGGUUCUUCCCAUUCCAGAGUCAAUGCGUGCUCCAUUUAUGGCUGUCAUCCGCCUCCCUGGAGAACUGUCUGCAGCCUAUGGAGCCACACAAGAAGGAGCAGACAAGAUGAUGUCUGAUGUAUACCACAAGUACAAUUUUAUUGCAUGUUUUAUCAGCAUUCAGGCAUCUUUGUGGUGCCGAGUGUCAGUUCAAGUGUAUAAUGUGAAAGAAGAUUACAUGCAGCUUGGUGAUGUGGUCCUUCAGUUGAAAGAGGAAUGUGUUAAUGGUUUCUGUCCUAAAGUGGAAAAGGCUGCUGAACCUAACAGAUGGUCAUGGUAUGAAGACCCACAAUUAAGUUUCUAGAUGUGAGAGAUGUUCAGUUAAAAAUGAACACAGGCGCGGGACAUAGAAUUCACUGAAUGCUUUAAGUAGAGAAGUGUUCGAUUAGAAACAAACACAGGCACGGGAUACAGAAUUCACUGAAAUGAUUUAGUAGAGAAGUGUUUGGUUAGAAACGAACACAGGUAUGGGACACAGAAUUCACUGUAAUGCUUUAAGUAGAGAAGUGUUAGAUUAGAAACAAACACAGGCACGGGGCACAGAAUUCACUGAAUGAUUUAGUAGAGAAGUGUUCGGUUAGAAACGAACACAGGUACAGGACACAAUUCACUGUAAUGCUUUAAGUAGAGAAGUGUUUGGUUAAAACAAAUACAGGCACGGGACACAGAAUUCACUGUAAUGCUUUAAGUAGAGAAGUGUUUGGUUAAAAACAAAUACAGGCGUGGGACACAGAAUUCACUGUAAUGCUUUAAGUAGAGAAGUGUUUGGUUAAAAACAAAUACAGGCACAGGACAUAGAAUUCACUGUAAUGCUUAAAGCAGAAUUCUGAACUCUUCCAUUUAGUUACCUGCUGCUCUAUUACAUACCUACACAAAAAUAUCAUAAUCUCUGGUGUUUUUUUUUCUGUCAUUUGAUCUGAAAAGUGGAAAAAAGAGAUGAACUAAAAGUCUUCUUAUUAUAAAACACUUUCAUUGGUCAUAAUUAUUGUCCAUGAAACAACCUAAUUUAAUUAUCACUCAGUCCUAGUGCAAAGUUUGUUUUGUGUACAUUUCAGGCAUGCAAGUGAAAUGAAGACAUUUUCACGCACAUCAAUUGUAAUCUCAAAAUUACUUGAAGUUAACAUGUAUCACAUAUACAAAACCUACUUGGGUUAUUUUAUCAUUCAUAUUCCAAAAUUUGGUGCAAGACAUGAAGUUAACAAAAAAUAAAGCAAU